AAAUCCUUAACUCCUUUUAUCUAUCAAUCAUGAUUCUAGUCGUCGACAUGGGUUGAAAGAGAAUUUGUUUUUCUUUCCUUUUUUUUUUUUUUUUUUUUUUGACUCCUCCAACAGCCGGCACAGGCCGUCUGAAUAUCAUAAUCCUUUUAAACUAUCACCAAAUUACAUGUAUGUAUGAAUACGCGUUUGGACUUCAAAAGGCCAACCUAAUGUUCUUUCUUGGUAAUUAAUCCUCUCUACUUCUGUGAUUAUCCAUCUGGGUUUUCGUUUUUUCUUCUUCUUUUCUCGAGGUAUUGAUCACUACUUUGUUUCCUCUGAAAUAUUCGUCUGAUUAGUGAAAAGGGAUUCGAAAAAACUUUCUGGGUUUUUCGGGUUUUCAUAUAAAGUCGCUUUCUUAUUCGGUUUUUUGUUUUCUCUUUUCAUUGAUUCUGUGAUUUUCCUUGUUGGGUCAGUUCAGAUUCCGGAAGAUUGGACUUUAGAAAUUCGUUCUUGUGUUUUCCUUGGGUUCAAAAUCGCGUGGGUUGACAUUCCUUUCUACGGUCUUCUUUGAAUUGGUUGGGUAUAUAGGGAGGUUUAGGAAUGUUUAAACAAAAUUUGAUUGUAACUGGAUUGAAUUUUGAUUUGUAAUUUAUGGGAUUAGUGUGGAGAAGGUGGUUUUGUGGAAUAUCUAGCGUUUGUUUUAAGAGGGGGUUGUAAUUUCUGAAGAAAGUUGGAGUUUCUUUAUUAGUUUCUGGGCUGAAAAAAUGGGUUGUCAAUGUUCCAAGCCUUCUGUUGAUGAAGAUGGCAAAAACAGAGCGACUGAGAAAUUUCCUUCACGAAAGGCUUCACGAGUUAAUUUAUUAAGAAAAGGAGAUGAUUUGGGAUUGAAUUCUUUGAAAAGAGAUGAAGAUGUUCGAAUAAAUUCCUCACAGAGAUCAGAUAGUAUUCGAUCAAAGGUGAAAACAGAUGGAGGUGACAUUAAACUUGCUUAUUUGGAUAAGAGGGUCAACGGCUCUAACAGAGUACACGAUGAUCAAAUUGAGAAAAAGAAGAGGGAGAGGUUGGAAGUUGCCAUUUCUGUUAAUUAUCCUGGUAAAGGAAGCAUUCCAAAGGCUAUGGAAGCAGAGCAAGUUGCAGCUGGUUGGCCAAGCUGGCUCUCCACUGUGGCUGGUGAGGCGCUUGAGGGAUGGCUGCCACGGAAAGCUGAAACUUUCGAGAAACUUGACAAGAUAGGACAGGGCACAUAUAGUAGUGUUUACAAGGCUCGUGAUAUCAUUCACAAUAAACUAGUCGCUCUAAAACGAGUUCGAUUUGAUAAUCUUGAUGUGGAGAGUGUGAAGUUUAUGGCCCGGGAAAUCCUUAUCCUGCGUAGGCUUGAUCAUCCAAAUGUUAUAAAAUUGGAAGGCUUGAUUACAUCACAGCGAUCAUGUAGCUUGUACCUCGUUUUUGAGUAUAUGGAGCAUGACCUUACUGGGCUCGCAUCUCGGCCUGGUGUCAAGUUCAGUGAACCACAGGUCAAAUGCUAUAUGCAACAACUUCUAAGGGGACUUGAUUAUUGCCACAGUCAUGGUGUCCUCCACCGUGAUAUAAAGGGUUCAAAUCUCCUAAUUGACGACAAUGGGAUCUUGAAGAUUGCAGAUUUUGGAUUAGCAAGUCCUUUUGACCCGCAUAAUCAAGUUCCCUUAACAAGUCGUGUAGUGACUCUAUGGUACCGACCACCAGAACUUCUGCUUGGAGCUUCUCAUUAUGGGGUUGCAGUGGACCUGUGGAGUACGGGCUGCAUACUAGCUGAGCUAUAUGCCGGGAAACCUAUCUUACCUGGAAAAACUGAGGUCGAACAGUUGCAUAAGAUAUUUAAACUUUGUGGUUCACCGCCGGAGAAUUAUUGGAAGAAAUUGCAGUUACCUCAUUCAACUGGAUUCAAGACAGCUCAGCCAUACCGACGUUGUAUUGGGGAAAUGUUGAAGGACUUCCCAUCUUCUGUGGUGGCUCUUGUGGAUAAGUUGCUUUCCAUAGAUCCUGCUCAUCGGGGAACAGCAGCUGCUGCUCUAAAGAGCGAGUUCUUUACAACUAAACCACUUGCAUGCGAGCCUACAAGUUUGCCCAAAUAUCCUCCCAGCAAAGAGAUCGAUGCAAAGUUCCACAGCUGCAGAAGGCAGUCGAGAGUUGAGGGCAAAGACCCUAAAGAUUAUGGGGAAGGGAGGCGACCAAAAGAAGCUCACCUUAAUCUUUCUCUGAAUGCUAAGGAUGAAAUAAACAUUAUGCAGAAAAGGCAAGGCCAUUCAAGUUUAAAGGGCCGGAGUGGUGUGUUGUAUCCUCGUGGGGAUGAAACAGUUUCUGGUUUAUUGAAUGCUCCGCCCAAACAAUCUGCCACAGAAAUUUGCUCAGAUACAGGCAGGAUUUCACAUUCAGGACCGCUAAUUAGCAAACCAGAUUGGAUGAAAUCUAGAAAGCAACUCAAUGACCAUUCGAUGGCACUUGACGGAUCCAAUCUCUCAGUAUUAUCUCGUUUAGUAGCAACGAGGUCUAAUAUAUCUGAUCAUCCCCAUGAUAGACCAGGUCCAUCACGAUCAGAAGUAGGCAGAUUGCCCGACUUCGUUAGGGAUUCAGAGUCAACGAGAAAGCAGGACCGGAUAUUUUAUACACACCGAGUUGCAGAUUCAUAUCGAGUAGAGAAUGAAAAGGCAUGUGCUAAAGAACAGUCCCUGCUUGCUUAUGGGACAGACAUGAAUAAGCUUUAUACUUCUGGCCCAAUCCUUGGUCCAUCAAACAACUUGGAUAGAAUUCUAAAAGAACGAGACCGUCAGAUUCAAGAAUAUGCUCGACAAGCACGACACAGUAAAGCUGGUGACAAUCAGUUAAAGGGUUCAAGAGCAACAACUGGAAAACAUCUGAUGUUGAGCCAUGGAAUGUGAGAAAGAUUACAGAAAUUGCUUGCACCCGGCAACAGAACCGAGAGUUGAGAGAGACCUAAGGUCUGAAAUGGCUUGAGUUGUAUAAUCAAAAGUGAUUUGGUCGUGUAGAAUUUUGGAUAAAGUAUUGUAUAAAAAGGUGGUUGUAAAGCACUACUACUUUUGAUUUUUGAGGGCACCCGAUACUGCCGUGGUGUUUGGCAAUUGUUCUCCAUUCUUCUUGUUCUUAGACUCUGAUGAUGUGUACAUAAUAGCAUCCAUAGAUUAUUAUUUA
This is a messenger RNA of Cucumis melo (muskmelon), 3165 nucleotides long. RefSeq names its product probable serine/threonine-protein kinase At1g54610. Gene Ontology annotation, molecular function: cyclin-dependent protein serine/threonine kinase activity; ATP binding; RNA polymerase II CTD heptapeptide repeat kinase activity. Gene Ontology annotation, biological process: protein phosphorylation; positive regulation of transcription elongation by RNA polymerase II. The transcript is spliced from 8 exons. NCBI's taxonomy places the organism in Eukaryota, Viridiplantae, Streptophyta, Magnoliopsida, Cucurbitales, Cucurbitaceae. The record is from RefSeq and is a predicted model, not a curated record. Bases 744 to 2894 code for a protein of 716 amino acids. Gene Ontology annotation, cellular component: nucleus; cyclin-dependent protein kinase holoenzyme complex.